Molecule: messenger RNA, 759 nt
Organism: Gordionus sp. m RMFG-2023
Lineage: Eukaryota; Metazoa; Nematomorpha; Gordioida; Chordodea; Parachordodidae
Exons: 4
Coding region: 1-759 (252 amino acids)
Source: RefSeq, a predicted model, not a curated record
AUGGAAGGACUUUUGAAAGAAGAAAAUGAAUGGGAUAAUGAUGUUAGUUGUGCAAAGGUAGAAGGUGAAGGGUGUAAAUUUGGCAAGGAUGAGAUAAAGAGAGCAGUGAAAAAGAUGAAAAAAGGGAAGGCAGCGGCCAAUCAAAUUCUUACAGAAAGAACUAUCCCCGAGGAUUGGCGAAGAAGUAUAAUUAUCCCAGUAUACAAGGGGAAAGGUGAUCCUUUAGAUUGUGGGUCUUGUACAACUUUCAAACUCUUGAAACAUGCAAUGAAGUUUGGUUUUACAUCGGGGAAAAGCACGACAGAUGCAAUUUUUGUGGUGAGACAAAUACAGGAGUAUCUUGCGAAUGAAAAGAAAUUGUAUUAUGCGUUUGUUGAUUUGAUGAAAGCAUUUGACAGGGUGCAACGCGAGAUUAAUAGAUGGGCCUUGAGAAAAUCAGGUAUGGAGGAAUGGUUGGUUAUGGAAGUGAUAGAAAUUUAUGUGGGAGCACAAACUGCAGUACGGAAGGAUGAUGGAGAUAGUAAAAGCUUUGAAGUGAAAAACGUGCAUAAAAGGGUACAAAAUAAUGAUAACGUAGAAAAUGGUGGUCUGGAUAUUGGCAAUGGGUUAACCUUAGGGAAAGUGGAUAAGUUUUGUUAUUUGGGUUAUAUGCUAAAUGCAGAUGGUGGUGUAGAUUCUGCCAUUGUUGCAAGGGUCAGACAAGCAUCGAAGAAGUUCAAAGAGAUGUCGUCUAUUCUAACAAAUACAAAGUCUCUCUGA